Molecule: messenger RNA, 1870 nt
Organism: Colletotrichum acutatum
Lineage: Eukaryota; Fungi; Ascomycota; Sordariomycetes; Glomerellales; Glomerellaceae
Exons: 2
Coding region: 472-1725 (417 amino acids)
Source: RefSeq, a predicted model, not a curated record
AGUCUAUUCUCGGAUCCUGGUAAGAGCUCCAACAGACAAACAGGUCCAUAGCCGCCAAGGUAGGCUAAGAUGUUCAUUUUACAGAUAGCGCACCCGCUCGCAACCAAGACGUUAUCGGCACGAGGCUAUUGACACCUUCAGGCUCCAGUGAGGCUUUUGGGCUUGUACAGCGUUGGUACAACACUUGCAAAACCAAUCACGUGGAUUGCAACGAGACAUUUACUAGGCCAGAAGACUCCUUGGCAAACAGCCACUCAAGCAUUGUGCCAGCACUGCCUACUAGAGUCCUUGACAUUGGUCCGGCUGAUGGAUCAGGAGAGCCGAAGCUUCUGGUAACUAAAGGGAUCAAUGCCCCCUAUGCCGCUCUGAGCCAUUGCUGGGGAAAGGAAAGAAUAUUGACAACAACAUCUCACAACCUGGCCCAGCAUUGUGUGGUUGUUCAGUUCUCCAGUCUGCCCAAGACCUUCCAAGAUGCCAUCAAGAUCGUACGGUUUCUCAGCUUACGUUACCUCUGGAUCGAUAGUCUAUGCAUCGUGCAGGAUGACGCUGAUGACUGGCGCAAGGAGUCAGUUCAGAUGGGGCGCAUCUACAAAGAUGCCGAAAUCACUGUCGCCGCGUCGAGUGCCAAAAACGGAUCCGAGGGUUGCUUCGUUCCACGUCCUCCACUGCAACCAGCCGUCCGUCUUCCCUACGGAGACCCGGAUCAAAGAGAAUAUAUGUCGGCAACUUUGUUUCCUGACGCAUCAAGAAUGGAUGCUCUCCCCUCGUGUUAUACAUUAUACAAAAGCACGAAUGGUCUGGGCGUGUCGCACUUUGCUCAAAUGCGAGGAUGGUGAGAAUGAGACAUCGGGGGAUGAGCAGAGGCUCUUUGACAGCGCCAGGCGAUAUCGACAAGCCAAGGAAGGGAAACCGAAAAAUGGCUCGUACGUAGACAACGAGGAGAUCUUAGGUUUCUAUGCAGACUGGUGCGAUCUGGUGUCCACCUACGCUGCACGAAGCCUCACAUACGAGUCGGACAAGCCUGUCGCAAUCUUGGGCUUGGCUACUGAGGUCGGCAAAGGGAUUGCCGAGGACUACACCUCUGGAGUAUUCCACGAUGACUCACAACUCAACGAAGAGUUCCAUGCGCAUUGCGUACUCACUCAACUGCUCUGGUUCGCGAAAUCGACAUUGGCUCGUCCGCUCGCUCUUCGAGAUCAACCCCAUUGGUCCUGGACAUCUACCAUUGGAGCGAUAUCCUUCCUCGCACCAGCUCGGGCGGCGAAAAGUUGCAUUCAACAACUGAACCGCGUGCAGACAAAGGAUUCUGUAUCUUCGUGGAGGUUUUCGGCUCGGUUGAAGAAGUGGGAGGCGCGACAAGAAGGAGACCCAUCCACUCGAUCUGGGGAUGACUACUAUUUCAUGGAAUUUUAUCCCAAAGGGUCCAUCACGUACGGCGGUUUCGUGACGCACAAUACCAAGUUGUUUUCUGGAAGAGAUAUGGCGCCUGGUGGGUGGGUGGUCUUCGACUUGAACGAGUGGCCGGCUGAGCCAUUCUGUCUUGCUGAGAUUUCGACCAACAAAUUCAACGAAAAGCCUGGCGGCUUCAACGUGAUGUUUCUGGCAGAAAUAAAGUCAGAUCCCGGCGACGGAUCAGAUAGACGGUUCAAGAGGCUUGGGGUCGGACAGGUCAUUGACCAAACGUGGUUUGAUCAUGCUGAACUUGUGACCAUCGCGUUGGUAUGAUAGCUGUUGAUUGUGAAGAAGAGCUGAUGAUUUUAUUUUCGAAUCGGACUACACAUCAACUUUUUUCUUGGACGCUAGACUUGAUAAGUAUGACGGCCGUUGACGGUGACAGUGCAUCGACGGGAACAGCCGUACAACGUCCGUG